This is a messenger RNA of Nannochloropsis gaditana CCMP526, 381 nucleotides long. RefSeq lists its product as uncharacterized. The transcript has a single exon. The record is from RefSeq and is a predicted model, not a curated record. The annotation marks the transcript as partial.
GCUGUAGGAUUCGCGCCCGUCGGGCCUUUAGGGCACGCACUACUCCCCAUGCCCCUAUGCACCCGACCUGUCGGAGGCCUUCCGAGAGGAAGUCGCACCCAGCCAGGAGGCACACUGCCAUCAGGUCUUGCCCUGAGAUCGACACACCAUCAUCAUUCUCCAGGGCCACCCACUCUCCGGAGUGAUUGUCCGGAAGCAGCCUCGCGUGCAGACGCAGGUCCUUGUACAGGCGGCGGGCCCCGUACAGCAGGGCAUCGCCGUCGCUCGAGACUACCGAGUCCACCAGGCCUUGACAAUACAUCACGGCACAGAGAGCCUCCCCUUCGCCGCCUGCCUGCUCGUAAGGCAAUCCCAUCGCAUCUAACAAUUUUUUCACGUCCU